UCGGUGAUUGAAUAAUCCAAUCAUUGUUUUUCAACUAGGUGAUUUUGGUUGUUUCGAAGCCAGAUUAUAGGAAAAUGAUCCGGCAAAUCUUGCUGAAAAACGACAUUCUUGUUCGGUUAGUUGCUGCACGGACAUUUAGCUCUCCUACAUCCGGUAAGGUGGUCCAGAGCGGCCAACCAGCUUCCCCUAAAGCAGCACCGAGUGAUGUUCCUGGGUUAAGCAGUAAAUGUGUCCGCAGCAAAUCUGGACCAAUUGGUCCAGGAGCUUCACGUGACGGCGAGUACAAGGUUCCCGAAUAUUUCUGCUACGACAAAGGCAGUUUCUUUGAAGCUGAGGUCGAAAUGGAGAAAUAUCGACUGCCACAACCCUCUUCCGUAAAGUGAGAUAAUUAGCAGUGUAUAUACCUAUUUAGAAUUGAAAAAUAAAGUUCGUUUGAGUUUUAA
Molecule: messenger RNA, 443 nt
Organism: Sabethes cyaneus
Lineage: Eukaryota; Metazoa; Arthropoda; Insecta; Diptera; Culicidae
Gene: NdufV3
Exons: 1
Coding region: 75-383 (102 amino acids)
Cellular component (GO): mitochondrion
Source: RefSeq, a predicted model, not a curated record